AUGGACCCACCGCCGAAGAGGAUGAGAAUGGAUGCCGGUCGGGGUCUCCCCGACAUGGGAUAUAUGUCCGGCGGCGGCUCUCCUCCCGUCCCUCGUCCUGGCGUCGAUCAGGCGCACGCCGAGCAAGCUGAUCCCAGGAUCCCGAAGCAGAGAACGUGGUCGCGCGCGUCAUCCGCCUGCCAGACUUGUCGCGGACGCAAGACAAAGUGCGAUAACGAGCGCCCUAUAUGCGGCUACUGUAGGAGGGUCGGCGCAACAUGCACUUAUAUUGAGGACUCGGCCCCGGCCAUGUCGUUCGACUACCCAGACAGCCCAACAGCACCCGCCGGACGGCAGGACGGUCUCAACCUAUUCACGGGCCAAGACGGCAACGGCCAUGAUGGAACUAAGAAAGCGGGUCACCCUUCGCUUUCGGAAACCGCUGGCCUCGACUCGGUGUUGGAUUGGCCAAUAUUUCCCAAACCGGUGCCUUUCGCGAUAGACCCCUUCAGCCAUGCCUCCCCACGUGGGGAGGUGUUCUCCCCGAGAUCCCCGCCAGCGAUGGAGUUCUACGAGCUUUCUAGACUCGUGGACCUGUUUCUGGCUAACGUUCAUCCCAUGAAUCCCGUCAUCGACGUGUCUAUGCUUCGCCAGAUGUUGAAGCAAGUUGCCGAGAACGGGCCUGACUGGUCAGCUGCUACGUGCUUAGUCGCGCUUACAUGCGCCUUGGGAGCUAUAUCCCAACGGCCGGGACAGAGGACACCGAGCGGGACCCCACGUGGCUACUCGGUUGAGCCCAACCGUCAUCUCGCCUCGCGGUACUGGUCUGUUGCGGAGAAACGUCUUGGCUUUUCCAUGGGCCAGCCCGGAUGGGAGUCAGUACAGUGCUUGUGUCUCGCAGGCAUAUGGCACAUGUACAACAUGGAUCCCUUACAGGCAUGGAAAUGCUUCAGUAUGGCGAGCAACACUUGGUACACUACCUCGCUCACCAGCAAAUUGACCUUGCCCGGAAAGGCAGAGACCCCGGAGUACCCUCAGUCUCUCUCACUAGAACAGAUACUGUACUUCACAUGUUACAAGUCGGAAUCAGAACUUGCGUUUGAGCUGUCUCUGCCGGGAUCGAUUCUCGCCGGCAUAGAUUAUCCCUACAACUUUCCCGCUCCACCAACACUGGGGGUGAUGAAUCUAGACAACAAGGCGCUGAUGAUGGAGCAAAGAUCCUGGUACUACUAUCUCGCGGAGAUUGCCGCGAGACAGCUGAUGAAUCGCAUUGUGCAAGCCCAGCGACGUUCCCCUCCACACCCCACAGAGCAUGGUAUAGAUCGGAUGCUUGAAGUAUUUGAGGUAUUCGAUGCCCAGUUGACGGAUUGGUACGAGUCUUUGCCUCCUCCGAUCUCGUUCCAAAUACCCAACGACUCGUGA
Colletotrichum aenigma is the source of this 1401-nucleotide messenger RNA. RefSeq names its product Glucose transport transcription regulator RGT1 (gene RGT1). The transcript is spliced from 6 exons. NCBI's taxonomy places the organism in Eukaryota, Fungi, Ascomycota, Sordariomycetes, Glomerellales, Glomerellaceae. Gene Ontology annotation, molecular function: zinc ion binding; DNA-binding transcription factor activity, RNA polymerase II-specific. Gene Ontology annotation, biological process: regulation of DNA-templated transcription. The record is from RefSeq and is a predicted model, not a curated record. Bases 1 to 1401 code for a protein of 466 amino acids.